Magnolia sinica is the source of this 1801-nucleotide messenger RNA. RefSeq names its product dof zinc finger protein DOF5.7. The record is from RefSeq and is a predicted model, not a curated record. The transcript has a single exon. The coding region runs from base 342 to 1382 and encodes 346 amino acids. NCBI's taxonomy places the organism in Eukaryota, Viridiplantae, Streptophyta, Magnoliopsida, Magnoliales, Magnoliaceae. Gene Ontology annotation, biological process: regulation of DNA-templated transcription. Gene Ontology annotation, molecular function: DNA binding; DNA-binding transcription factor activity.
CUCUCUCUCUCUCUCUCUCAUGCAUGUAUAUAUACAACCACUUCUUUUCUGGCAAGAUCUCUCUCUCUCUCCCAAAUCCAAACCCUCUCCAAACACCAUAUUCUCCACUCUCUCCGGUCUUCUUUUGAUGACAAUCACAAGCAAACAUCUCUCUCUCUCUCUCUCUCUCUCUCUCUCUCUCUCUCUCUCUCUCUCUCUCAUGAAUCCAUUGAAUUGAUCUCCUUCUUCCCUUCUCUCAAAGCAACCUAAAUUCCAAUAAAACCAAAACCAUCCAAACACCACCACCCACUUCUCAUUUUCACUCCUUCCAUCUUCCCCUCUCUUCCAAUCCUCCAACCCCAAUGAUGGAAAACCACCCCUCAAAACCUCCUCCCCCUGACGAAAACCCACCCUCCACACCAAACCGCAAAACCACCACUCCUCACCGCCCCUCCUCCGAUCAACCCCUCAAAUGCCCUCGCUGCGACUCUCCCAACACCAAAUUCUGCUACUACAACAACUACAGCCUCACUCAACCACGUCAUUUCUGCAAGACCUGCCGCCGCUACUGGACUAAAGGUGGGGCCCUCCGCAACGUUCCUAUAGGCGGUGGAUGCCGUAAAAGCAAAAAAUCCAAAUCCUCCGCUUCCAAUUCAUCUUCCAAAGACGCUAUUCCCUCCAUGUCUGCAGACUCCAUACUCGGUCCUUCUGGUGUAGGCGGUAUGAAGUUCUUCCCCAACCUAUCUCCGGCCAUGGAAUUCCACCUCAGCGGCCUUCCUUUCUCCAGACUGCAUUCCUCAACACCACCAAACGCUUUUAGUAACUUCUUCUCCUUUGGAGAUCUCUCUUCAGCUGCUCCUCUCUCCACGAAUUCUCCUUCUUCCGCUUUCGAGCCUGUCGGCACUAGCUCCAUGGGAUUCAAUUAUCCAAUCUCAUCUGUCUUUCGGAAUGGUGAGGGUGGGAUUUUCAGCACAGGAAUUCAAGAGAUGGGUUGCUCUUCUUCUUCAUCUUCAUCAACGUCUUCUAUCAAUCUCCAUGGUAGUCUUGCUUCUUCUAUAGAGUCUUUGAGCUCUAUAAACCAAGACCUGCACUGGAAGCUGCAGCAGCAGAGGCUGGCGAUGCUGUUCGGGGGUGAAAACCAGAAAGAUGGUGGCGUUUCUGCUGUUCAAACUCCUUUGCUUGAAAAUCAGCACCAACCCAUUUCAUUUCAGAUGCAGGAGAGCUUGAAAAUAGAUGCUGGAGGGAGUAAUUCUAAAAAAGGGUGUGGUGGAGAGAAUGCAAGUGAGUGGUUUUUUGGGAGUUCUUAUGGUGCGGGCAAUGGGAAUAGCAAUGGCAACAAUACAAGCAACUGGAGUGAAAUACAGGCAUGGAAUGAUUUGCAGCAAUACAGUGCACUGCCAUGAGAGAGAGAGAGAGAGAGAGAGAGAGAGAGAGAGAGAUCAGUCAGUUGGAAGCAAAAGAUCAGAUAGAAAAACACAAAAAAGAGAGAAACCCAAGUCAGAUAUUAUUCUUUUGUUGUUGUUGUUGUUCUUGUUCUUCUUCUCCUGUUGCUAGCACUUCUUUUUAGUCUUGUUUUUGCAGCUCAGCAGACAAUGAAAAGAGAGAAAAAAACAGGAGCCUUUUUUUUUGUUGUUGUUUUGAACUUUUUCUUAAGAGGGUGAUUGAUGGCUGUAGUUGUUUUUGUUGUGGUUGUUGUUGUUCUCUUUUUUGGAUUUUCUGUUCCUACAAAGACGCAGGACAAUUGCUGUUUAUGGUAGCAAUAAAAGAAAAAGCUACCAGUGGAAGGUGGUGAUGAUCUAAUGACAACAUAUGCAUUAUUACA